AGGAGGAGGAGGGAGGGAGGGAGGCAACGGAGACUCCCGGAGCAAGGCGAGUCCGGAGGAGCGAGCGGGUCCCGCGACCCCGGGAGCUGUCCCCGUCUCCGUUUGGGGGGGGGGGGGACGGGACACGAGGGGGGACAUGAGCCAGGUGGAGCGCAGCCCGGCACGGCCAUGACGAGCGUCAGGGUGGUCGUCAGGGUGAGGCCUCGCAGCAAGAAGGAGGUGCAGUGCACAGAGGAGGUGAUCGUGGACGUGAAAGAGAACGUGCUGUCCAUCAGAAAUGUCAAGACUUCCCGGUGGAGCGCCGUCGGCAAUGGUGGGGGCCGAGACCUCGUCACGGAGUUCCCCUUCGACCGCUGCUUCUGGUCCGUGGAACCGGCGGCGCCGGACUUCGCCUCCCAGCACACGAUGUUCCAGGAGCUGGGCCUGCCGGUGGUGGAGGCCGCCGUGACUGGCUACAACGCCAGCCUCUUUGCCUAUGGGCAGACGGGCUCCGGGAAGACCUACACCAUGAUGGGAACACCGGAGUCGCUGGGCCUGAUUCCGCGCAUUUGCGAGGGCCUCUUCACUCGCAUCGAGCGCGACACCAGAGCCACAACCACCUACAAAGUGGAAGUGAGCUUCGUGGAGAUCUACAACGAGGCCGUGCGCGACCUGCUCAAGCGGCCGACGCGGCGGAGAGCGGGGUCGAACCUGCGCGUUCGCGAGCACCCCGAGCGAGGGCCCUACGUGCAGGGUCUCUCGCGUCACCUCGUGUCCUCCUACGACCCCGUGGCCAAACUCAUCGGCGACGGCAACGCCAACAGGAUGAUCGCGAGCACCCACGUGCACGAAGCCAGCAGCCGCUCCCACGCCAUCUUCACCCUCCACUUCACCCAGGCCAGCUUGCACAACAACCUGCCUUCAGAGAUCGUCAGCAAGAUCAACCUCAUUGACCUGGCGGGAAGCGAGAGAGCGGACCCCAACUACAACAAGGACCGCAUCACCGAGGGCAGCAACAUCAACCGCUCGCUGGUCACCCUGGGCAGCGUCAUCUCUGCCCUGGCGGAGAAUGCAGCUUUGGGUGGCGGCUCCGGCGUCGGCGCCGGCGCCGGAGGCGACGCGUGGGGGACGGCGCUGAGCGAGCCGGAGUCGGGCAAGCUGAGGGGGCCGUCCGCCGGUGGGGGGCGAUCCAGGACGGGGGGCCCCGCGCGGAGGGGGGGCCGCCUGUGCCACGUGCCCUACCGGGACUCGGUGCUCACGCGACUGCUCAAGGACAGCCUCGGCGGGAACUCGCGCACCGUCAUGAUCGCCACUGUGUCCCCGGCGUGCAGCUCGUACGGGGAGACGAUGAGCGUCCUGCGCUACGCAGCGCGCGCCAAGAACAUCGUCAACCGACCCAAGAUCAACGAGGAUCCCAACGUGCGGAUCAUCCGCGAGCUCCGACAGGAGGUGGACCGGCUCAAGGCCAUGCUGCUGAGUGUGGAACCGAGGGACCUGGCGCCGUUGCUGAGCGAGGGAGAGCGCGACAGCAACCUGGCCGAGAUGCUGCACGAGAACGAGAUGAAGGUGGAGCGGCUGACGCGCGACUGGUCGGACGGCUGGCGCGACACGCGGGCCCUGCUUGAGGAGCACACGCUGGGGAUCAACCGCCUGCGUGCCGGCGUGGAGGUGGCGUCCCAGCUCCCGCACCUCCUCUCCACGGACGGGGACGUGCUGAGCACGGGCGUCACCAUCAACCGUCUGCGGGAGGGAAGGACAACGAUCGGGAGGAGCGAUGCGCCCACCGAGCAAGACAUUGUGCUGUGCGGGCCCUGGAUGGAGAGGGAGCACUGUGUGAUCGAGAACACGGCCGGCGAAGUCACGCUGCUCCCCAUGGCUGGCGCCACGUGCUGCGUCAACGGACGCGACAUCUCCCAGCCCUGCCGCCUUCACCAGGGCUCCGUGAUCCUGCUGGGCAGGACCCACAUGUUCCGCUUCAAUCACCCGGCGCAAGCGGCCAAGCUGCGGCAGCGACGCAGCGUGGGAGAGUUCCCGCAAGGCAGCUGGCUCUCGCUCAUCAGCUCGGGCUCUGGAGACACCUGGGACGGGUGGCCGGGUAGCCCCGCUUCAGACUCCAACUUGUCUUCCCCCAGCCUCAUCGCCAGCGCGGGGGCCGAGAGGGGAGGAGGAGGAGGAGGCGGAGGAGGAGAGCGUGGGCCGGUGUGCGCGCGGAGCGGAGAGGAGGGCGGGGAAGAGGAGGAGCGGCCGGAGCAGCGAGCGCUGAACGGCGGUGGCAGGCGUAGACUUCCAGCAGAGACUUCCGGCAACGAGCAAGGCCCGGACCGGAGCCGGAAUCCGGAUCGAACGGCCGCACAGGAUCGCUCGCGCACGGAUCGUAGUCUCUCCCGGGAGCAGUUAAAGCCGGCGUGCCAUGCCGCCCGCAUGCAGCAGCAGCAGCAGCAGGAGACGUCGGGUUCGGCGGCAGGGCUGGCGGAGGGGUUGGUGGGCGCGGUGGGGAUGGAGGAGGAGGAAGAGGUGGCGGCCCUGCGCGCGUACGAGCAGGAGGUGGCUCGCCAGCGGCGGCUGCUGGAGCGCCUGCGCCGCGAGAGCGAGGAGGCCGGACGCCGCGCCGCACGCCAGCUCCGCAUCGACGAGGAGCUGCUCCACACGCAGCUGCGCGAGAGCCAGCGCUGCAUGGAGGAUGAGUCGCAUCACCUGCAGCAGCUUGGGUCGCCGGACCGGCGCGAGUCGGCCAUCCAGACGGAGCCGCUCACCGACCCGGCCGAGGCCUCCGUGCGGGCCGGGGCGGGCACGGGCGGCCACGGGCGACGCGUGGCGACGACGGCGGGAGCGGCAGCGACGACGGGAGCGUGCGGCGUCACGGCCGCGUGGACCGGGCCAGCGCCGUACGGGGGGCAGCGGCUCGCAGAGGGCGGCGACGAAUCGACAGAGCAUACAACGGCCGGUCAGGGUGAGACGGACAAUGCUUGCACCGACUUCGGCUCAGCCACGACGGAGAUUCCUGACGAGGACACCGACACCGCGAUGGGGACAAACGCGGCCGACCGCUCUCGAGCUUGCGGCGACAGCGUCGCCCCUCCAGCCCUUGGAGGCGGUGUCGUGGCGGCGGCGGCAGCGGCGGCCGCUCGGCCUUUGGCUUCGUUCCAUGGAGAAUGCCGGAUGGUUCGCGAGGGGACCGCGCGCGACGAGCGAGAAGCAGCGACCGGUCGCGGCGGCGGCGGCAUCGCGGCGACGGCCGAGCGGGCCGUUGGGCUGGCGGACAGCGAUGAGGCGCGCGAGCCGGAUCUGAUGGCGCGGGUGGACGGGGAGGCCCGGCCUGCCGCCGUCUGUGCCACUGUCAGCGCCCGCACGUCGCCGCUAGCCCCGCCGGACAAGGAGCGGCAGAGGAUGGUGCACCUGGAGCUGCUGCAGCUCGACUCGGCGCAGUGCGUCAAGAGGACCAUUGCUCACAGACGGGUGCAGUACCGGCUGGACCGCCUGGCCGAGCGCCAGCACAUCCUGGAGGAGGAGAAGAAGCUGCGGCGGCUGGAGGCGGCGGGGCGGCUCGCGCGCAACCGCUUGGCCCGCGCCGCCCGCAGAGGCUCCCCAUGCCGCCCCUCGGGGCCCGCUGGUGCCUCCAAGGGCACGCGGGGUGCUGGCCGCGCGGCCGAAGUGACAGCCCGGCUGUAUCCGCACAACUCGCCGCUGCACAGCUAUCUGAAGAGGAAGUUGCCUCCGGAUGCAGCACGCCCGAGCCCGCACUUCAUGACUCUCCCGCGAAAAGCUCGCUCCGAGGAAUUCCUCCCGAGAGCGGUGUCGCCCAUUCGCGGCCCCAAGGGAAGGCCAGAUUCACGGGUGGCGAAGUCCUGGUCUGGCGGACAGGAGCACAGCUUGAAGGAUCGCGGCGAGAGAGAGGCGGAGGCGCCGGCCGACGGCGUGCCAAAGAGCCCGUGCGAAGCACUGGGCAGGGCGCCACUCGUGCCGACGGUCAAUCCCAAAAUGAGGCCCAUGAAGGGCUCGAUGAAACCCAGCGAGCAAAGGGCCGUGCAGCCACUUAGGGCCGGUGGCUUGGGGAAAGCCCCCGAGCCGAGCAAAGAUGACCUUGCGGAGCAGAAGCCGCAAGGGAAGAAGAAGGGGGAUUCGCGCAAGCUGCUGCCGGGCGAGCGCAGGGGCGGCGACGGGAAGGCCUCCGCGGGGCCGUCCUUGCACAGGAAGCCUCCAUCGGGGAGAAGUGGCCGACCGGUGGGGGUGUCGCCCGCCAGGCCGCCGCGUCCGUUUUCACAGAGCGUGGACAGACUGUGGGACGGCGGGUGUCGCGGCGAGUCCCGUGGCCCGGCCGCCCGCGCCGACGCCCUUGUCAAGUUAAGGUCCACGGGAAACCUGGCGGAGCCGAUUGCCUCGUCGCCCCGCCGGGGGGUGAAGGUCGCCGGAUCGCGCGUUAUGGCGGCGGCGGUGUCGCUCACAGAGCUGCGUGACCCGGCGAGGAGCGAGCGGCUCAUGGAGCCGGCGCGCGCGCUCACCGGCACAGCACGACUGUGCGCGCUCAAGGCGGCCAUCUCCCUGGUGGAGCUGUCAAGUCUCCGCGACGCCCAUGUUUCCCAAGAAGACCUUCGCCCUGUCGAGGAUCUGGCACCGAGGCCGAGGCGGUGGCAGAGCGCCGAUCCGCUGGAGAGCGACGUCCGAUCGUCGGUCCUUCUGGAGGACGAGGAGGCACCUGACGACGGCACGGACGACGACAAUGACGACGACGACGAAUGUGAUUUCUCCGACGACAGCCUCAACUCGGUGGACUCGCUGUCCUCGGCCUACUUGAGGGUGCUCGAGGAGCGGCUGCAUGAAGAGGAGAGCGCCCUGUGCGCGGCAGAGCGCCACUCGUGGUCGUGCGACAGAGGCAGCGACAGUGAAGGGCCAUUGUCGCCGGAUUCGCUGCGCCAUUCGAGCCGGGCGGUGCUGCCACCCCAGAUGCGGGAGGGGCCGCGGGUGCGCACCUCAUCCCUUCCAGACUGCUUCACGGAGCUGGUCGAUUUUGAAGUCCCUCACUCGCCGUACGCCCCUCUGACUGGGGAUGGUGCUGACGGACAGCACGGAGAUGUGCCCACAGAGUUUUACUGGACGCCGAAGCCGACGGAAGGACAAACGCCUCCAUCCAGCUUGCUUGGUGACCGCGAGCACAAUGCCGAGGUCGCUGAUCGAGCCGCUCCAAGUCCCUCCUUGCCGGCUUUAGCGGCACAGCAACAUCUCCAUGGCCAUGCCGAUGCGGGUGUGAAGGAACGAGAGGAUGGCUCUUCACGUGCGAAAUCUGAAAUUGUUCGACAGCUGCCUGCAGAUGCUGCGGAGUCGGAAAUAAUUGAGCCGUCCCCUUCAAUGCUUUACGGGCAGACUGACGGCAGCUCUCGUGAAGGUGUAGUGGCCGUAGGCUCUGAGGCCAGUCUCUCUGAGCCAGUUUCAGCAGAGGACAUUUCAGUUGCCGUAGAUGCCAUAGACGAUGCAGAUGUCGACGCCGACCGACCACGUGUAAUGGUUGAGGUCCAUGACCACCAAAGACCUAUUGCCGAGUCAUCUGAGACCAUUUCGUUAGACUUACUUGAAACCAGCAUGCCUCAAUCAGACCCACCUAAAGGAAGUGACGCUUGUCGUUCUGCUCGAGCAGGGAGUGGCGCGCUUCUAGGAGGUGGCACAGGAAGUUGUGAAAGUUCAAAAGACAGCCUUCAAGGAGAAAUUCCACUUGGCUUUGAAGAAUACAACGCAGGUGCCCGACGAGCCACGUCAUCGCCAGGGCGCGCAGAACAAGGUGUGAUUGAGAAUGACAAAUCUGCUGAGUGUGUUGCUUCAGGUGGUGGCGAUGCUGCAACAGGAGGAGUUAACGUCACUGUACAGGAAGCAGAUGUUCACGAGCCUGGGCCUAGGUUGGGCGAUCAGCGUUUGAAUGCGGACUCUCCUGAAGCCGCCGUGCCUCCCGCAAAUCAACCAAGCGUACUCGCAGACGAAGGGGCAUCAAAUAACCCGCUGCCUUCAGAUGAGACGGCACAAGGAGGUGACGACUCAGCUGUGGCCGUGAGAGGAGAGGUGAGACCAGGCCAGAAAGAAGUUGACAGCACAGCCCAGCCAAGCGCAGACUUGGAUGUUCCCCACCACAACGUAUCUCCCAAAGAAUCAAGUGAAACUGACUCGUCUCCUGCAACUUCGCAACAAACAAUCGAUUUGGGGUCUGCUGAAGUGGCGUGUUUUGUACUCUCGGAAACUAUAGCUGAGGCUGAUAGUCCAAGACCGGAAUCGGCAGUUGUUGUGGAGGUGAUAGAAGAGUCGACUGCAAUGGCGAAAAGUGAAGAAGGGGAAGAGGGGACGGUGAAUUAUCAGCAUCUGGUUUCAGAAGUGAGUCUUCCACAGCAGUGUAAGUCUGAUGGAGGUGAAAACGCUGGGCUGGCAGUAAAAGAAACGGAUACUGCUGUUACCCACUCGGUGGCAGAAGUAGAGAUUGCUCAACAGGAGGAGGCUGGUGAGAAAGCUCACGGAGACUUAAAGUGUUCACCUGAGUUGAGUAAUCUCACAGAUUCAGGAGACGUCGGUCCAGACCAUCCGAGUGAAUCGCGAACGUGCGUGCCUUCGCCUGGAAGCAAAUCUGUGUUUUGCGUGGAUCCUGAGCAAAAUGUUACACCUCGAGGAGACGUGACAGAUGUCCAGGUGGCAGACUCUGACCUCGGAGGUGUUUCCCCAACUUAUAGCAUAAGAUCUGUUGACAACCCUUCACAGGCCGAGAGCAAUUUAAAUUCUCAGGAGCUUUCCGAAAGCAGAGCACCACUCUCCACUGAAAUCGAAAGUGAAUUAAUCAAGCUCAGCGAAGAAGAUGGAGGGUUUAUAAGCAGUUCAAAUGUGACCGUAGACCAAGAGCUAUCGUUGUCUGGCAAGGAAUGUGUUACGAAUAGUUACCAGGGUGUAGAUGAGGAUGUUGCCAUGCAAGAAACUGUCCGAGACAAUUUAAACGUUCUGCCCAACAGUCCUGUAGGAAUUAGUGAAGGGCAGUGUGGCAUGCAGCGUGAUGAGAUGAGUAAUACUCAUUACGAUGCAGAGAGAAGCAUGCACGUGGAAAUCGCUAACCCUGAGGUUGAGGAAGCAGUUUUGGACAAUAAAUCAAUUGCGGUCGGCAGUGAAUUUAAAGAGGUUACUGCUCUGCGCAGUCUGCCUGAGCUCCACGAUGAGACUUCGAAUGUGUCAUCAGAUAAAGCGGACACCACGGAAAGCAGCAUCAGUGACACACGAGCUGCAGGGAGUUUUGAUCUGCCAGCGUUGGAAGCAGAGGAUGUUCAGAACAACCGAAGAUUUGCUCUUGAUUCAGGUGUCCCACAAUUUCAGUCAAGAUCUCCUGAGAUUGUCUCUGCCCGCGUUAACACAACACGAACCAUUGACUCUGACGUCUCAGAAAUUGGACACAAUGUUCCCUUAGAAAGGGCAAUGGGUGGCUUAGAAGACCCAGCAGCAGCGGUUCCAUCGGAGGAAAUUUCUGUUGGUGGCACCAUUACAACAGAGCCAUCAUGUGACAUCACACAUGAGAAGACAGCAGAGGAUCUUCACGGUGUCCUACCAUCAGGACUUGAUUUGAGUUCCCAAGAACAUCACGAGAGCAGCGAUGCUGCAGUGCAGACAUCCCGUACAGCAGCACCUCAAGCAAAUGAAUCUGAUCCUGGUGAAUGCAGCCACGCCAUACCUUCAGAGCUGAACGCCGAUGAUUAUAAAGACACAGACACUUUUCAAUCUCGGAAAUCUCUCGUUGAAACUACUGCAGUAGUAGUAGAGGGACCUAAAGUGACAGAGGAGGGGUUUGACAAUGUUUUGGGUGGCGUCUCAGGAAUGAUUAAUGUCGUGCGUCAUGCUGCACUUUCGGAAAAGUCGAUGGAAGAUGGAGAAGACUCAGAAGCAGUUUCAUCGGUGGCAACGAUCAAUAGUGAUGCCAUAUCAGAGGAUGAAUUGCACGACACCACUUUACACAUGGGGAUCGAUGUGAGUUGCCAAGGACAAAAAGAAAGUUGCAUUGGCGUACACACACCCGACGAUAGAGACACAUACACACCCUUAUCUCGAGAAAUUCUCAUUGAGGCCGCUGCAGUAGAGGAAGCUAAAGUGGCAAAGGGGGAGGUUGGCGAUGCUUCGGGUGGCGUCUCAGGGAUGAUUCGUCUGGAGGAUCAAGGAACUCUGAAAGAUGAUCACGGCAGCAGGCUGGCGUCAACAGAGGAUGUUACAGAUGCCACUGGUGCGGGAGCACGAGAUCUCGAAAAUAAGCCAAUGUCUCUGCCACAAACUCUUUACAUCUACACGUGCCGUGAGAGUGAAUUCCAGCUACUUGAACAUGGCGAUUCGCAAGACUCGUCUCUUAAAUCUGAGACGAGGGUUGUGCAUGAUGAGGCCCCAAUCGACACUGGUGCAACGGAACAAGAAACCAAAGCAACAGCUGAGCAAGUGAUCGCGUGUGUUUUGGGUAUUGGCGAGGAAUCAGCUAUAUUGCGACGAAUUGAAGCCAACGGAGGUGAACUCCCGGCAUCAGAUCCAGCAGGUGAAGUGCUCGUCCUUGCCCAUAUGGUAACGGAAGCGGACGUUUCCCACCAGAAGGCGAAGGGAGAAUUUAACUCGGGACAGAGGUCGGGUCUCAAAUCGACAAACGCCUCAUUGUCGACGGAAUUCGUCAGUUCAUGUCACGCAGAUAACUCGCAGAUUCGCGAGCUUGUUUCCUUGCCAGUAGGCCACGUGUCACCUUUAGAAUGCGCGACGGAAGAUGGAGAGGAAAUAAAUGAUACUGUACAAGAGGAACCACCAACUGAGUCGGCUUCAGUAAAACACGCUCAUGAACCGGCAGAUGAGGAGGGCGUAUGUGACACUGGCACAGUGAUGGUUCAUUCAGAACAUCACGUAGAGCACCGAAGCGAUGAGGAUUCUGGAAUGGUGUUAAUGGAAGACCCUGUUCUUGGGAGCAACAUGAUAGCACAAACAGAUGACGAUGCGCAACUUGAAACAGUCAAACAAAGUCUUGACCUUGACACAGGCAGUCCCGAACUUCUGGAAGAGCCCCUUGGAAUUUGGCCGACAUCUCAAUCAGAUGGAUCUCAACUGCUUGCAGUUGCUACUUCUGAAGAAAUCCCUUCUCUGUCUUUAGCAGCCACGGCAGAAGCUUUAAAAGAAAAUGACGCUUCAAAAGAAGAUGUCAUGGCUACCACGGUAGGUGUAGCAGAAGUAAGUGAGAUAUCAGACACGGAGGUGGUAAUAGCAGAUGUAGACGUGGACACAGUAACGACACGUUCAGAACAUCUCACUGCUGAUAAAGAUGAAGAUGCUGGCGCGGUUCCGACAGAGGAUGACAUUCCUGCUAAUGGUGCAUUUUCAGAAUCAGACAGUAUUCCUCAACAUGAGGCAUCCGAAGGAUUUCACAACUACCAGAACCAAGAUCGUGAGCCAAUUUCAUCACCGGCAGGGUGUGUAUCAUUUGUAGCAUCUGCAACAGAAGAUGAAAAGAAAAUAGAAGAGGAACCACCAAUUGAUGCUGUCUCAGUGAAACAUGCUCACAAAUCAACUGACAAGGAGAAGAUAUUUAAUACUGCUGUAGAAACAGUAUAUUCAGAAGAACACGCAGAACACCGUAGCGAUGAUGAUUCUGGGACGGUCUUAACGGAAGACCAUGUUGUUGGUAGCAACGUGAUAAUAAAAAUAGACGACACCACGCAACUUGGGACAACAGAAGACACCAAUUUCAACCAAAGCACUGGCCUUGACACAGAUAGCCUCCAACUUCUGGAAGAGUCCCAUGGAAUUUGCCCGACAUCUCAAUCAGAUGACUCUCAACUGCUUGCAGCUGCUACUUCCGAGGAAACAUAUUUGCUGUCUUUAGCAGCCACGAAAGAAGCUUUGAAAGAAAACACCGCUUCAAAAGAUGAAGUCACGGCUACCACCAUAGGUGUAGCAGAAGCAAGUGAGACAUUAAAGAUGGAGGUGGCAACAGCUGAUAUAGACGUGGACACAGAAACGAUGCAUUCAAAACAUCUCACCGCUGAUAAAGAUGAAGACACUGGGAUGGUUCAGACAGAGGAUGACAUUCCUGCUCAUGGUGUACUUUCAAAAUCAGACAGUAUUCCUCAACAUGAGACAUCUGUAGGACUUGAUAACUACCAGAACGAAGAUCGUGAGCUAUUUUUUUCACCAGUAGGGCGUGUGUCAUUUGUAUCAUUUGUAGAUUCUGCAGCAGAAGAUGAAGAGAUUAUGAAAGAGGAAUCAGCAACUGAUUUUGUCUCAGUGAAGCACAUUCAUGAAUCAGCAGACGAGGAGAAAACAUAUAAUACUGCCGUGGAAGCAGUAUAUUCAGAACAACACGCAGAACACCAUGGCGAUGAGGAUUCUCGAAUAGUGUUCACGGAAGACACUGUUUUAGUUGGGAGAAACGUGAUAACACUAACAGACGAUGCCACACAACUUGGGACAGCGGAAGACACCGAUGUCAAGAAAAGCCUUGGCCUUGACACCGGCAUCCCCCAACUUCAGGAAGAACGUCUUAGAAUUUUUCUGACAUCUCAAUCAGAUGAACCUCAAUCAGAUGAACCUCAACUGCUUGCAGUUGCUCCUUAUGAAAAAGCGGUUUCUGUGUUAUCAGCCAUGGCAGGUAUAGCAGAAGCAAGUGAGACAUCAGACAUUGAGGUGGCAACAGCUGAUGUAGACAUGGACAGCGUAACCACACGUUCAGAACAUCUCACCGCUGAUAAAGAUACAGACACUGGGAUGGUUCAGACAGAGGAUGACUUUUCUGUUCAUGGUACACUUUCAGAAUUCGAAAGUAUUCCUCAACGUGAGCCAUCCGAAGGACUUCAUAACUACCAGAACCAACAUCGUGAGAUAAUUUCAUCACCGCCAGGAUGUGUGUCAUUUGUAGCAGCUGUAACAGAAGAUGAGAUAAUUAAAGAGAAACCACCAAUUGAUGCUGUUUCAGUGAAACCUGCUCACGAAUUAGCUGACAAGGAGAAGAUAUUUAAUACUGCUGUGGAAACAGUAUAUUCAGAACAACAUGCGGAACACCAUAGCGAUGAGGAUUCUGCGACCGUGUUAAUGGAAGACCAUGUUAGGAGCAACGUGAUAACACAAAGAGAUGAUGCCACGCAACUUGGGACAGCAGAAGACACCGAUUUCAACCAACGCCUUGGCCUUGACACAGGCAGCCCCCAACUUCAGAUAGAGUCCUUUGGAAUAUGCCCAACUUCUCAAUCAGAUGAAUCUCAACUGCUUGCAGCUGCUACUUCUGAGGAAACAUAUUUGCUGUCUUUAGCAGCCACAUCAGAAGUUUUAAAAGAAAACGCUGCUUCAAAAGAAGACUUCACGGCUACCACCAUAGGUGUAUCAGAAGCAAGUGAGAUAUCAGACAUGGAGGUGGCAACAGAUGAUGUAGACGUGGACACAGAAACGACAUGUUCAGAAAAUAUCAUCGCUGAUAAAGAUGAAGAUGCUGGGAUGAUUGUAGCAUCUCCAACAGAAGAUGAAGAUAAUAUUAAAGAGGAACCACCAGUUGAUUCUAUCUCAGUGAAAGAAACUCGCGAAUUAGCUGACGUGGAGAAAACAUUUAAUACUGCUGAACAACGUAGCGAUGACGAUUCUGGAAUGGUGUUAACGGAAGACCCUGAGGCAUCUGAAGGACUUCAGAACUACCAAAACGAUGGUCUUCACUUCGACAACCCACAAUCUCAGACCCACCCUGUUGAAACCUGCCAGCCCCACUGCAGUGAAUCGCCAGCACCAGAUUCUCAUUCGGUGGAAAGAGCAAAGGCUCCAUCAUCGGAAGGUGCAAUGGAGGAUGACGAAAACGCGAAGGCGAUCGUUGGCAUUAGCGUCGAGGUGUUUGGCGAUGGCACAACAGAAACCGGCGACGUGAACAAUCGUGAGACGGCGUGUGGCAAUCGUGGCUACGGUGUAGAGUGCGGCGGGCUACCGCCGCACACAGAUUCUCUUGGGCUUUCUGCGCUGCGUUCAUCGGCGCAUCGAAUGCGAGAUGGCAACGUUGCGCGCAGUCUGACUGAAGACGCCAUCGCUGAAAACGAAGAAGCAGAGCCGCUCGCCGGCGGCGAGGCUCGAGUCGGCUUCACCGUAGAAGAAAAUGUAGCGGCAGACGGUGAGCGAGGCGCGCGCCUGAUACUCGUGUACGCGACCGAGUGUGAGAACCCAGAGGUUAAGGAGUGUGAGCAAAUAGUAAUCCAGCAUGGGACGGCGACGAGAGUGAUGCCCGACCUGGAGGGUGUUUCUUCGCUGCACCACGCAGAAUCUGUCAUUGUCCUGCUUCAGCCCGAGAGCGCUGCGGGUCAUCCGCCUGCUCCUUCUGAAGGCAAAACACAAUCUCUUGGGCUUUCAGUAGCGCUUUCACCAGAAUGCCAAUCAGAAGACCGCGGUGCUGUGCACGGCGUGAGCCCGGAACUUACCGCCGAAGGCAAUGGGGAAGCUGAGCUGCUCGCUCCUGGCGAUGAGAAAGGCCGGGUCAUUUUCACCGCCGUCGCGAAAGAAAAUGCGGGGACGGACGAUGAGUCACACGCACGCUCGGCACUGAUGCUCGCUGCCGAGUGUGAGAACGCGGGGGUUGAAGGGCGUGGGGAAAUAGUGGUCCAGGGUGGGACUGCGAUGAGAGCGACAUCCGACCCGGAGACCGCGUUUGCACGACAGUCUGCAACCCGACCUCAGCCUGAGAUCACAGACAUUUGCUCACCUGCUCCUCCCGACGGCAAAACACAAUCCCCCGUUGAAAUUACGAUCCACAUUGAGCCGCCUGCCUCAUCACGACAGGAAACGGGGAGGCCAGGGAGUUCUUCGGGCUUGACCGUGAAUGCACAGCUACCAUCGCCUCACGAGGACAGUGGAGUCUGCGAUGAGUUCGGUGUGAUCAGUGUGGGGAGCACCGAGAUGCAAAGUGACCAAAGUGGGCACGUGGAUCAUCGGACGGAUGUUGAAGCAAAGGUCGGCAAGAUCUCGCAGUCAUCGAGGAAGGCUCGGUACCACCUUGCUAUCCAUCACAAGCUGGAGACAACGCAGAGCCGUAAGGACAGCGGGUACACCUCCUCUGAAACGCUGCUGGAGAGCCCGGAAUGUGGGCCUCACCGAGCCCUCAUUGGCACCGGCGAACACAAACAUGGGUCAAAAGGCCGAGGCGAGGACGAGGAAUCGAGACAUCUGGACCAAAAACCGUCGCUGCCCGCGGUCGGCCCGGAAGUGUUGUCGCUCGACAGCACCAAACAACCCGAGUGCAGCAUCUACGUUGUCGCGGUUCCGCCCGAGCCUCGUGGCGUUUAUUGCACCCGCUUCGACGAUCCCCGCAAAGGGACGAGCGUGGCGCCAGAGCUGCCACACGUCAUCGCGAGGGGGGUGCUCAAAAAGGCCCCCUCCAUGCACGAGCCGCAGGUGGCCUCCAGCGCAACCGCGGGGGACGGCGUUUGGGAGCGCGGUCUGCAGACGGUGCCGGAGGAGUUCGAGCACACGGUGGACGGCAUAGACGGGGAUGGCGGUGGCGGCUACUAUGACGACGAUGCAGCCAGCCCCCUUUUUUCCCAGUGCUCGUUCGACCUGAACGACGACUGCGCGCUUUCGCUGUCGUCUGCGAGUGACCUCCGGGGCGGACGUCACGCGUUCACCGCGGGGUACGACCUCGCCGGAGAGGUCGACCAUGGACACGGGUUCGCGGCGGUGAGCGGGGACGAGGAAGACACGCCGAGAGGUUCCGAAUACUCGGUGGAUUCCUUUCACACGGCGUCCUCAACGGCGGAGGGUGGCGACGGGGCCAGCGAACGAGAGGAGGAGGCGGAGGCGGCGGGGGGAAGCGAUUUUCUGGACAAGAGACUCUCGCCGGCGAUGACGGCCGCCUUCAAGAAAGCUUUUCAUGCCAUGUUCGGGAUGCAGAGCAUCUCGUUUGACGAUGUCGUCGAAGAAGUAGACGGCGCGAGAGUCGCCGGCGACGCAGUCCUCGCGAGUAAACUGGCCAAAGGGACAAACUCCUCCGGCGAUGAUAAACGACUAAGGCCCGAAGAGGAAGAGGAGGAGGGCUCUUUUGCCAUUGUUGACACGGCGGGCAACGCCGAGUUCUUGGACGAAGGGGUAGAUACGCAGACCAUGAUCGUUGGUGUAGAAACGCAGCACAUUUACUCAGCAGAGAGUGAAAAACGCAUUUCUUCAGAGCACGUCGACCUUAAGCGUGAUAAUUCGAUGGAAGUUAUUGAAUAUCUAUAUGAUGGGGAAGAUGACCUAGAUAGCACCCCCGGAUCAGAAAUUGGAUUUUCCCAUGGUGAAGCAAGGCACCCAUCGGAGAUGGAUCUCCAUGUGGAAUACUGCACUGAUUGUUCUGAGCAAAUUGACACAGAAGCAGCACAAUUUCAUGACGGCGUCAGUGAAGGGCAUGUUGAUAAAUCAAGCUUCUUACUGGACCUCAGCCUGCUCCAACGUCAGGGUAAUAAAGAUGAGAAUGUAUCGGAUGGAACAGAAGAUGAUGUGACCUCGACAUCUUCAGUGCAAGCUCUUAAUUUGUGCGGCCUCAAAGACAACAUUUCCCACGUUCCCAAGCCCCACGAAGUCGCUGGUGGAGAUCUUGACUUGAACCAAAAGCAGAAUUCUGCAGGAGGCGAAAACGUACAUCAUGCAGAUUUCGCCGGCGCAGACGGCCAACGCUACGUCAGCCGUGAAUCCCGUCAGCAGGAAAACGCGGCAAUGAUCGGCACCGCUGAAGCGCGAGGGGCCCAGCGUUUACCAUCGCCAGUCCCGGUGGACGAGCAGGAAGGAGUCCAGUUUUCACGACGAGUCUCAGGCUCCGAGGACCCCGGCGAUAAAAGUCCCGACGCGGGUGGGGAAGUUACACCAGUGGACAACUUGCCGAGCGGCGAAAAUGUUGACGCGCUUUCAAAGAGCCUGCCCUUGUCUCCCGAGGAGAGUGAAGAUAGUUUCAUAAUUUGCGAUGAUGGUGCCGACGGUGAAACAGCGAGUUGCGGGUGUGAAGCGGUCGCAGGAGACCUCUGUUUUCCAUUUGAGAAUGCUGAGGUUCACGUCGACGAAGGGCAGCGGCAGAGAACGGGAAAGCUUGUGGCAGAUUCAGAUCGUCCACCGUCCAGUGAAGCUCAAUCGCGACCAGACGCAGUGCAGCUGGCAGGGAGCACCGAAGCGGUCGGAAGCUUGGCCGGCGCUGUUGAUGAUGCAGAUGGCAGUGGUAGCAGAAACGACACCGCCAUUCCAUCGCAAGGGCCUGCAGGAAGCAACGGCAAGGAUGACGGUGGUCUCACAGAGGGGGAAACGUCUGCUCUGGCGUUCAGCGACGAAACUCAGGGUGGCCGUGCCUCCGAUGGUGUUGCAGUACAGCCGGAUGAAGAGUUUAAUGCUGCUUCCGACAGGGGUCCUGGAUCGGCCUGUGUGUUUACAGAUGGUGGGGUCAAGCCUGCGAGUCCACACCUUUCACCGACGGCAAAACAAGAGCAGUGUCGUACAAUUAACAUUUCUCUAGAGGAAUCAGCCUUGAAGAGGGUGCAGGAGGCCGAUGAUCAAUCCAUCAACACAGCCCGACAGGAGCCUUUUUCAGAUCCCGAAGGAGAGGCUAAUGCUAAUGGGGAAAGGCAGCGAGAGAUGUUGCCCAUCAAAGGAACUCGAGGUGUCUUGAUGGAAUCCAUCAUCACGAGCUCAGAGCGUGCGGAUCAGCAAUGCGCCGACGUGAAGCAAGAGCCGGGGGAAAUUCUGCACGUUCAUCCAAGAGACGAGGGAACAAUUUUGGCACUGAGCGACGGCUCCGCUCGGACACUGGCGGCGGAAUGGAGCUCGGACGUGGCGACAAUCGCCACGCAAGCGCCAUCGUUCGCGAUCACGCCGGCCACGGCCGCACGGUCUCGCGCUGCCGAAGAUCCUGCCGAAGAUGCCGCUGGUGAACAAGAGCACCGAGGCUCCCAGGCCGAAUGGCGGCUCGACAUCAUGGCGGACCCGCGGGACGAGGACUUCGCGUCGUCCUCAGGGGAGCUCACGCCCGCCAAGCGAGAGCAGCUGCGCCACCUACUGGAGCAGGCCAUCGGGCACCACCAGGGGAGGGCCAUCGACCGUGAAGAAAGCCCGGCCCGGAAGGAGGAGGAAGAUGACGAAGGACGCAGCUCCUCCCUUCCCCUCCCACGCCGGACGGGCGGGCGGUUGUCAAGCAGCCGCAGUGUAACGGCCGACUCGUCGAUCGACAUCUUAAGCGACGUCGAGAUGGUCCCUGCUUUGGUUAGCGCGCCGGAAGACAUCGCGGUGAAUGCGGGCGGCGCCAGUCCCACUUCGGCCGUGAGAGCCACCGGCGGCGGUGGCGAGGAUGCGAAUGCGGGCGCUUCGACGGUCGAAGUUGGGGGCCUCUGCCCUGACGGGUGUGUGGCAGGCGGCGACUCGGGCAGCGAGACCAUGCGGAGCUCAGCGGCAAGCCGAAGCGGUGGCCUUCUCUCCACAGAAAGCAGCGAGAACGAUGGAGGGGUGCGGGGGCUGUCGGUAGGAUGUCACCGUCUACCGGACGAUGAUGCUGGCGGCACGGCCUGGCCCGUCAAGCAGGCGAGGCGGCACCGCGCCUCCGAGUCGACGUCGUCCAGUGAGGAGGUCAGGAAGGAGCCGCAAGUCCACAGGAGAAGGCCGUUCUCCGGGCCUCACCACAGGCCCUCCCACGCGGAGUGUUCGCUGGUGGCACGGCCGCGCGCAGAUGCGGUGCUCACGGGCCACGCGGGCCAGGCCGGCGGCAACCGUGAAACCGCCGCGCCCAUCGCUGCGGCUCGCGCGUCAUAUGACAGUGCGAUGGAGCAUCCGAGAUUCGGCAAGAGGCAUCAGGACGAGUCGAAUCCGCCUUCGGUGCUGAAACAGCGACCGAGGUCAGCCGACGCAAAGGGCAAAGGGAAAUUCCAUACCAAGAGCUCCAGACCGAGAUCUGCCGAGGCAUCCAGGUGCUGCAUUCUGCCUGACGGACACGAGGAACGAGCGCUGGGCAUCGGGCAUCCUCUCGACUACCUUCUGUCGGCGUAUCCCCAGGUGUCCGAAGGCUCACCCGUGGGCGGUGAAUGGUUGAAACGGAGGUCGUACUUGUUUUCAGAGAGUGGGGACGAGAUGAUCGUGACGCCAGUGUUUGAGCCGAGACUCCACUCGGUGGUGUCCAGCACCUCGGAAGAAGAAGACGGCAGCACAGAGGCUUUCUGCCAACACGCGCAACCAAAGUUCGGCACGGGGCCAAGGUCCUGUCAAACAGAUGGUACGGCAGAUGUGAGUCUGACAAGCGAGUCACAGGGAGAGAACGGAAACCAGCAGCAGCAGCUUGUUGAAGGCAGUGCCACGCCGAGUCAGACAGCAGGAGAUGGUCACAUGACACAUAGUCAGGCGACUGUACCAGUGAAAGAGCAAUCGCCCGCAGAAGCAACCGGCGGCGCUAACGGCCAAACGGUCGUGGGUGGCGCGGUUUCGAGCGGCGGCGUUGACGAUGCCCAGCGCUCUGCAGGCAACGAUCUCGGUGAGGAAUGCGGCCAGCAAGCCGUGACCUUUGUGCCGAGUGACGUCAACCCAUUCGGCCAGCGGUGGCAGGAGGAGCAGCGCGGAAGGCGCAGCGCCGGUCGCAGGCGCGCGUUGUUCGGCAGCUCCUCGGAGGUCACCGCCGCGGGCCGGGACCUCGGGGAGGGAGCCGUGCAACGCUACCGCAGCUCCAGUGUGGACAACGACCUUAACGGCACGGGCCUGCCCUUUGAUUCUCACCUGAGCUCGUACGCCGUGAACCGGGGUGAGCCGUCAAGCAGUUCGGGGGGCAGCACGAGCUCCGGCUCAGGGGAGGUGUCCCGGGAACUGUUGAAAACCUUCGGGAGCGGUGACGAGGGGAGCUCGGACGGUGCCGCUUCGCGGCCGUGGCUUUGCAGCCCCGACGAGUUGCCCGAAGAUCGUGGCCGCCGCAAGCACAAGUCUCGCUACGGGUUCUAUGACCUCACCGCACCAUCACGGCACGGCGGGUCGUCGACCGACGCGGUGACGCCGGCAGCGGACGCCGGGACCUCGGACUUCGUCGUCACGGUGGAGAGGUGCACGCAGACGAGGAUCGCCGGCGCUGGCGUGACCGACGUCAGACUGGGAGGAUGUCAACACACCGGGCCGUCACCUCUGCCACCUGCUGAACUCCUAGGCCGCCAUCAGUGGAGAAGCCUUCACAAUUUAUCUCUCCACCUGUCACAGCUUCUGAUCAACACCACUCAUCUUCUGGGCAACAUUGGCCUUCAGUCACCCCUGCUCAGCCCGUCCGAGUUAGUGGUGAAUUCUGCUGACUCCUCGUCUCUCCGUCGCCCACCGAGAGCGAGCGACGCUGGCGCGACAACUCACGCGGAUGUCAGUACACAGACGGACAAGUGCACUUCGCUUGGCAGUCAUGGAGAUAGUGGUCGUGGUGGUAGCAGCAGCAGCAUGUAUGUGGGGGACCGGCAGCUGAUACUCGCCGAGACGUCUCAGAACCAAACCUUCAGUGUCAUCAUCAAGGUGACGGGAUCGGACGCGGAAACAGAGCCCCGUGACCCCACGACCUUCAGCGUGCGAGGCCGAGACUGGGUGAGCCGCCCACGAACGCCCGCGAGGGGAGUGGCGGAAAACGUGCCGGUGCCCGACCCCCGCUCAAGGAUGCAUGCAGACGCCAUCGCAACCAAAGUCCUCGUCGACCGCUCCACAUCGCCCAUCUUGGUGGUCAGCGCAAACCAGCGGGGCUGCCCGGUUUCUCGAGAGCGGCAGGGACCAGGGAUCGCCGGGGAGACCGAUGGCUCCGUGGCCGCGCCUGCGGCAGAUCCACGCUGGCAGCAGAGGCAGAGCGAGCCCGACGUGUUGCUCACCGAGCGUGUUUCGUCAGGCCGAGAGCCGAGGCAGUCUUCAUCGCGCGGUAUAUCUGCUUCGCCCAACGACGAGACCGAAUGGGACGCGUUGAGCCACAGCGUCGACGGCAGACCUGCCCGCAGCGCCGGUCGAUGCACGGGCCACGUUUGUCAGCCGGACGCAUUUGAUCUGGAGCGGAAGGAGUCGCCGGUGAUGAGGACGGAAGUCGGAGUAGAAGACGGCGGCGACGGCGGCAACGGCGGGUUCGAAGCGCGGCUCGAAUUUCCUGCAGCGGAUGAUGGACGUUCUUCGGGUGCUGCCGCCGUCGACGGAGAGCCGGGUCGAACGCGUCGUCACAGCGGGGCACCACCGCUCGCCGUUCCGCCGCGGCCGCCAGACGAGGAGGCAGAGAGGAUGGCUGAAAGCGUUCUUUCCACGGGGUCUUGCGACACCGACGAGCUCCUCAAUGCUCGGCCCAUCGGCGCCUCUCCACCGCAGGAGCACGAGGCCGCAGACGCCGUGGAAGGGGGCGGCGCGAGCAGAGCCGAAUCAUUCAGCCCGUUGCCGUCAGACCUGCCACAGCACGACAAGUUUCACGGUUGGUCGGGCAUCCAGGUGAGCCUGCUAGCAGGGCCGGCACAGUCGCCGGUUGAUGGUGAUGCGAAUCCCAUGAUUGCGGAAGUGUACCGUGCUGAAAAUGUUGCGGACUCUUCCGAAGAAGAGGCUCUGGGAAAGCCCGUUCCCCACGAGACUUCGUUGCACCUUAGCGAGCUUUCGUUGGGAACAAAGGUCACGAUCGGGUCAGCUUUAGGUGCCAACGCUGAUGCGACAAUUCAUGUUGAUUCAGGCGAGCCACGUUGGGUGAUCUGGACACCAGUUCCUCGGCACUCUGACGGCGAAGUCAAGCUUGCGCAUUCGAAUUUCAAACCGGAAGGUGAUUCUGCAAGCCCUGUCAUUUUAACUUGUCACAAACAAGAGACGCGCUCCUCCGAUUCACCAAGUCCCAUUCAGAGGGUGCCUCUGUCAGCCGGUGAAGAACCGCGGCUCGUGAACACAGAGCUCACGUGGUCGGGAGCUGGCAGUGACAAAGUAGGAUCAAGUCCAGGAUUCGAAAUCUCGAAGCCCCCGUCCUCCAAAUCUACCGACAAAUCCGUCCAGAAGUUAAACGUGCCCGACGACAAUCCGUCCAGUCAGCCAACCGCAGGGAAGAUUGACGCUGCGCUUGAACGCGAUGCGACACACCAGACGACAUCGAGCACCGACCAACGCAACAACCAUCAGCAGCACCACCACCAAGACAACAAAUCAGCAACAGCGGAGAGGACAGAAGGCAGGGCCAAAGGGCUGGCGACACGGGGGGCAGACGUGGCCUGCGGGAAGCCGGCGGGCGGCGACGGCGGUGACGAGAUGGCGGCGCGAGCCAUGGAGCUGGAGGAGCUGAGGCGCGAGCGGAAGAUGGUGCUGGCCACGCUGCUCUCGGCGGGGGGCGUCAGCCGUCGGCCACUCAGCGUCGAGCUGGCCGAGGCCAAACUCAACUACGCCCUGGGCGAGACGGACGCCAUGCUGCGCGCGCUGGACGACGGGCCCCCCUCCGAGCGGGCGACGCGGCCCCCAACGGCGUCGGAGGAGCUCCUGCGCAGGCACGCGAGCGUCAUCGAAGGGCUGCGCUGGGAGCGUGAGGAGCGCCUCCGCCGUUUCCGCCGCUCGCGGAGCCUGAGCCCCCGCAAGCCGAGCCCGCCGCUGGCGCUGCCUCGGCCCGUCACCGCGGAGACCCCGUCCGGCGGUCGCGGCUCCGACGGCGAUCGCGCCCAACGCUGGAGCCCGCCCACGAGGAUGCCGUCGCCGAUCCCUUGGCUGGGCGGCGCCAGCGGUGGCGGCCCCGGCGGCGGCGGUGGCGGCGACGGUGGUGACGAGAUGGUGCCGCGCCUUGAAGCCGAUGCCUACAGCUCAGCCUGCGGCGUGGCCGGCGGGCGAGGCUGGCGCCGAUCGUCGCGCGGCGCGGCCGAGGUGGAGCAGCUGCUGCGGGGCUACCAGCGCGCGCGCGACGAAGCCUGUGCCCAGAUGGAGCGCGCCCGCCACCGCCUCCGCGAACGCGCCCUGCAGGAACGCCGCCGGCUGAGCCACCACCGCGGCUCCACGCCCUCCGCCACGGAUCACCAUCGUGCGGUGCUUGCCGGCGCCGCCGACGUCAGCGCCAGCACCGCCAGCCUGUGCACCAGCUGCAGCCGCAGCCUCGCCUCACUGCCCACGUCCGGCUACAGCAGCCGCAGUCCCCCGCUGCAGUGCCGUGGCCUCGGCGUGGCGAGUACCCCAUCGCCAUGGCGACGGAGCUACGAGCGGCUGGCGCUGCCGACAUCGCCGCCGCCGCCGCCCACGGACGUUGCCGAAUACCAAGCGAUCGCUCGCGGCGUCCUGAGCACCACCAGGGCGGAGGUUCAGGCGGCAUCGGCCGGAGAUGUGGACUGCCUCCUGGAGGGAGUCGCCUCUGCAGGAUGGCAGCGGGCGAGCGUGGAGUCGGGCGUCCUCGUGUUCGUGAAGCCGCUGGCCUCGGCGACACGGUGGGGCUUCCUGGUGGCCGCUGUGGUGGCACGGCCGGCCGAUGCCGUGUGGGACUUGGUGCGCAACUCAGGACGGCGCAGUUUGUACGACGGGGGAGUGACGCGCGUCAGUGUCUGCCGGGACCUGGGUGACGGUUCCCAGCUCGUUCACAUUGUUCACGAUUCAUCCUCCUGCUACUUGAAGCAGCCGCGUGAUUUCUGUUGCCUGGCAGCUGAUUUCAAAGAGGAGAGCGGCUACGCGAAAGUGGCGCAGUCCGUGUACAACGAGGCGUUCCCCCUCCCAGCGCGUGAGAUGGUACGGGCCGAGCUGCUGCCCAGUGCGUGCUUCGUUCAGCCGUGCAGGAGGCAGGGCCAGGAGCUCACGAGGAUCAUCACCCUCACCCAGGUGGACUUGGGCGCUCCUGCUCUCCCUGCUCACGUCAUCAGCCUGGCAGCCAAAGAGCAAGCGUUGUGCAUCACCCGCCUGGCCAGGCUGCUCGGCUGUUAGUCCUGGGGUGGCACCAGAACCUUGUGGAAUACAUACCAAGAUGAACAAACAAAGACAAAGAUCUCCCAUAUAGCCUUAGCGGACUUUUGGGGCAAGUGCUGUUAGCGUGUCGCUCCUGUGAACGCUGACACGGCACACGAGGGGGUGGGUGGCCAGCAC
This is a messenger RNA of Petromyzon marinus (sea lamprey), 21972 nucleotides long. RefSeq lists its product as uncharacterized. Gene Ontology annotation, molecular function: microtubule binding; microtubule motor activity; ATP binding. Lineage: Eukaryota; Metazoa; Chordata; Hyperoartia; Petromyzontiformes; Petromyzontidae. Gene Ontology annotation, biological process: microtubule-based movement. The record is from RefSeq and is a predicted model, not a curated record.